AUGUCUGUCACGAUUGAGAAAAUCCUCGCAGCUUCGCCCAACACAGAGCGGGGUCGUCCAACGCAGCUCUCCACGGAUCCUAAGGGAGAGCGUAUAGCAUACGCCUCUGGGAAAUCAGUAUUCCUGCGGUCUCUUGAUGAUCCCUCUCUCAGCAAGCAGUACACAACUCACACUGCCCAAACGACAGUUGCGCGAUUCUCACCUUCUGGGUUCUAUAUCGCGUCUGGCGAUGUCUCCGGGGCCGUCAAAGUAUGGGACGCAGUUGAGGGUGUCAACACAAAAGGGGAAUACCAUAUCAUAUCCGGCCGGAUAAACGAUAUCGCAUGGGACGGAGACUCCCAACGUAUAAUCGCAGUAGGUGAUGGACGAGAAAGAUUCGGCCACUGCAUAACAGCAGACAGCGGGAAUUCUGUCGGUGAAAUCAGUGGUCACUCAGCUAUCAUCAACUCCGUUUCCAUCCGCCAACAACGCCCUCUCAGAGCUGCUACGGGUGCGGAUGAUAGUAGCAUGGUCUUCCUCCAUGGAGCACCUUUCAAAUACCAAAACAAGUUGGGAGGUUUACACAAAGGGUAUCUUUAUGGUGUCGGGUUCUCACCGGAUGGAAGUCAACUUGUUAGUGUAGGUGCGGACAGGAGAAUUCAACUUUAUGAUGGGAAGAGCGGUGAACCGACAACGCAGAUAGGAGAGGGUGAGCAUAAGGGAAGCAUAUUUGGAGUGUCUUGGGCCAAAGACUCCAAAAGAUUUGUCACCGCCAGUGCCGAUCAGACAGUGAAACUCUGGGAUGUGGAAGCCGGAAAGGCUGUUCAGACUUGGAGGUUUGGUGGAGAUGGAAAUGUCAGUAUUCCAGAUCAUCAGGUUGGUGUGGUCUGGCCAGCGGGACGUAGCGACGGUAUGGUUGUGAGUCUGAAUCUAGCUGGUGAUCUCAACUAUCUUGCGGAAGGAACCCCUACUCCUACAAAGGUCGUUCAAGGCCAUAACAAGAGUGUGACCGCAUUUGGGAGCAGUCAGGAUGGAAAAAGUCAGACUUUCUGGACAGGCAGUUUCGAGGGUCGGGUCUGCUCAUGGGACAGCGAAACGGGUGUUGGUUCUGCUGUUGACGGCCAAACCCACUCCAACCAAGUAUCGUCAUUUACAACAACUAACGGUAGAGCUUAUAGCGUUGGCUGGGACGACACGUUGAGAAUCGCUGAUACGUCAAAUAAUACAUUCCUCGGAGAUGCCUCAAAGCUUUCUGGCCAGCCGAAGGGUGUUUCGUCCGCCGAUGGACGAAUAUUCAUAGCCACAACAUCAGGAAUCGAAAUAUUCUCGAAUGACAAGGCAGUGGGCUCUCUACUGACGAAAGACUUCACACCUACCGCAAUUGCCGCUUCAGGAACUACUGUAGCUGUCGGCGACGAUCAGAAUGUUAUCCAUAUUUACUCAGUGGAUUCCAGCAAUAAGUUGACAGAGAAGGAGAAACUUACAGUUUCCACCUCUCAGAUAACCACCCUCUCUUUUACCUCGUCAGGCUCUUUUCUCGCUGCAGGUAAUUCCGCGGGCAAGAUCUACGUCUUCGACAGCGGCUCAUGGAAAGUGAAGACUGAUCGCUGGUCCGCCCACACUGCUAGGGUAACCUGCAUAGCCUGGAAUGACGAGGAGACGCACGCGGUUAGCGGUGGUCUCGAUACCAACGUCUUCGUAUGGAGUCUGAAAGCGCCUGGAAAGAGAGUCAAGGCAGCGAAUGCCCAUAAGGAUGGUGUCAAUGGUGUUGUCUGGGUCGGCUCUGGGAAGGUAGCUAGCAGUGGUGGUGAUGCGGCUUUGAAGAUUUGGAAGGUUGCGGGCUUAGAAUAG
This is a messenger RNA of Glarea lozoyensis ATCC 20868, 1830 nucleotides long. RefSeq names its product WD40 repeat-like protein. The record is from RefSeq and is a predicted model, not a curated record. Gene Ontology annotation, biological process: positive regulation of actin filament depolymerization; actin filament depolymerization. Lineage: Eukaryota; Fungi; Ascomycota; Leotiomycetes; Helotiales; Helotiaceae. Bases 1 to 1830 code for a protein of 609 amino acids. Gene Ontology annotation, cellular component: cortical actin cytoskeleton. Gene Ontology annotation, molecular function: actin filament binding. The transcript is spliced from 3 exons.